AUGGGCGAACCCGACUCGUUACCGGAGAAUCUCCACUCUGUCGGUGUCAAACCUAUUAUCGAUGGCCAGAUAUUUAAAGUCGAGGGUGCUACUCUCGUCAGUCAUUAUACCCCGGGUCACACCGACGAUCACAUGGUAUUCUGGCUCGAGGAGGAAGAGGCUCUUUUCAGUGCUGAUAAUGUUCUAGGCGGCAGCACUACUGUCUUUUCCGAUCUCAAAGUAUAUCUUGAAACACUCAAUAAAAUGGCCAAAAUCGGGAAUGGCAAAUUGGGUAAGAUAUACCCAGGUCAUGGACCAGUGAUCUAUGACGGACCCCAGGUCAUUAAAGAUUAUAUCAGUCAUCGAAAAGCACGCGAAGACCAGAUUCUCGAGCUGCUCAAUGGGUCGUCUGAACCCCUUUCACUAUCAGAUAUCGCUGCCGAGCUAUAUAAAGACAUUUCUGCCGAGGCCAGUGCCUACAUUGAACGAGGAGUGCUCCUCCACUUGGACAAACUGUUGCAAGAGAACAGGGCAUUCAAAGACCCCGACAGCGGUGAGUGGACCUCGCUGUCCCGUGCCAAAUUAUGA
Molecule: messenger RNA, 567 nt
Organism: Sugiyamaella lignohabitans
Lineage: Eukaryota; Fungi; Ascomycota; Dipodascomycetes; Dipodascales; Trichomonascaceae
Exons: 1
Coding region: 1-567 (188 amino acids)
Biological process (GO): secondary metabolite biosynthetic process
Source: RefSeq, a predicted model, not a curated record